This is a messenger RNA of Acaulospora colombiana, 317 nucleotides long. The record is from the annotation of a GenBank genome assembly. NCBI's taxonomy places the organism in Eukaryota, Fungi, Glomeromycota, Glomeromycetes, Diversisporales, Acaulosporaceae.
ACGCCCUUGCUGCCUCCAAGAUAUAUCUCUUCCUUCUCCCCGUACCUGGAUCCACACGAGAGCGUAUUGUUGGUUGUGUAGUAGCUCAGAGCAUCGAGACAGCGAUGAAAAUUGUCGAGAAGAAUACCCCUGCACUCGACAAUCUGGUUCAUGUUGAUGGGAGUAUUUAUUGCGAUCUCGAGGAUUUUCGUUACAAAGACGUAUCGUCGCUCAGGUAUCGCUCAUGCGCUGCUCGAUGCUGCAGCAAAGACCUUUAUUCACGGUUGUCCAUUGGAUCCCCUCAAAGGUCAUAUCGCCUUUUCUCAACCUACAGGUGA